Molecule: messenger RNA, 3380 nt
Organism: Physeter macrocephalus (sperm whale)
Lineage: Eukaryota; Metazoa; Chordata; Mammalia; Artiodactyla; Physeteridae
Gene: ZDHHC7
Product: zinc finger DHHC-type palmitoyltransferase 7
Exons: 8
Coding region: 688-1614 (308 amino acids)
Biological process (GO): peptidyl-L-cysteine S-palmitoylation; protein targeting to membrane
Cellular component (GO): Golgi apparatus; endoplasmic reticulum
Molecular function (GO): protein-cysteine S-palmitoyltransferase activity
Source: RefSeq, a predicted model, not a curated record
CCCCGGGCCCCCUGCUCCCUUUCCUCCACCCCACCCCGCACCUACGACCUUCCCGAGUUCCUCGGGGGCACCUCUGUGCCAGCGCUUGACUUCUCUUCCAGGUGUCUCCUUGUCACUCCUUAGUGCAUCUUUCCGGGUAGGGCCCGAAUUGCAGCCCCAGCUUUUUGCCUGACCUUGGGUGUGACACUCAGGUCUCCGAGCCACUGUUUUCUCCUUUAAUAACUAAUAACGGGGUUCUCGUUGGAGUCCGAAGAGUGGCAGUAAAUCCUGUGUAAGCUGUAAGGAGUAGUUUAUAGGCAUGCGUUACAGUGGACUUCCUCUAACGUCGCCCAUGGCUUCUCGAAUGAAUGCUCCUGUUCUUCCCUCCCUUAUCCUAUCACAUAGGACAGUAUGCACCUUAAGAUCCUGAAGAAAAGGCACAAAAUGUUCAAGUAAUGUCUAAAAAUAAUUUGUGAGGUAAGUGAUUGUUUCUUUAGGUCGCUAAUCACCGUUUCCUCUCUAACAGCUGCCACUAACUUGCACACCUUGGAAAAGGCAAAUACGGGCAGUUCAGAUGGUCAGGGGUGACAAGUAAAUCUUUUUCUUCGCGUCUUGCCUUCGGUUUGCUCACCAGCUGCGCUAGAAGGAGAGUGUGUCCCUGGAGGAGGACUCCAUGAAGGCAGUCGAUCGGCUCUGAGCAGGGAGACCAUGCCGUCAUCAGGACACCGGCUCCGGGACGUCGAACAUCAUCCUCUCCUGACCGAAAAUGACAACUACGACUCUGCUUCCUCCUCUUCACCCGAGGCCGACGUGGCAGACAGGGUGUGGUUCAUCCGCGACGGCUGUGGCAUGAUCUGUGCCGUCGUGACGUGGCUGCUGGUCGUGUACGCGGACUUCGUGGUGACGUUUGUCAUGCUGCUGCCUUCCAAAGACUUCUGGUACUCCGUGGUCAAUGGAGUCGUUUUUAACUGCCUGGCGGUGCUGGCCCUGUCCUCCCACUUGCGGACCAUGCUCACCGACCCCGGGGCAGUACCCAAAGGGAAUGCUACUAAAGAAUACAUGGAGAGUUUGCAGCUGAAGCCCGGAGAAGUGAUCUACAAGUGCCCCAAGUGCUGCUGUAUCAAGCCCGAGCGUGCCCACCACUGCAGUAUUUGCAAAAGAUGUAUUCGGAAAAUGGAUCAUCACUGCCCUUGGGUGAACAAUUGUGUCGGAGAAAAGAAUCAGAGAUUUUUCGUGCUCUUCACUAUGUACGUCGCGCUGGCGUCCGUGCACGCGCUCGUGCUCUGCGGGCUGCAGUUCGUCGCCUGCGUCCGAGGGCAGUGGACUGAAUGCAGUGAUUUUUCACCUCCAGUCACUGUAAUCCUGUUGAUCUUCCUGUGCCUUGAGGGUCUGCUGUUUUUCACUUUCACCGCAGUGAUGUUCGGCACCCAGAUCCACUCCAUAUGCAACGAUGAAACGGAGAUUGAGAGGCUGAAGAGUGAGAAGCCGACGUGGGAGCGGAGGCUGCGGUGGGAAGGGAUGAAGUCUGUCUUUGGGGGCCCCCCCUCGCUGCUCUGGAUGAACCCCUUCGUCGGCUUCCGAUUCAGGCGACUGCAGACGAGAUCUAGGAAAGGGGGCCCCGAGUUCUCGGUGUGAGGCGCUCUCAUCGUGCUCGGACUUGUUCACGGACUUUAUUUAUUUGGGGUCGGAAAGGGUAUCAGCAGCUCAUCUGUGACCAGUAGGGCAAGUGGAGACCAGUUGCUUGCAGCAAGCAGAGUUUCAUACUUUCACGGUCACAGAUGGCGGAGUUCCCGCACUAACUGGGUGGCGCGCUGAUCCGCGUCACCGUCGAGUAACAAAGGGACGUGGCCGCGCGAAGAGGCCAAAUGUCAUUAUCUUCCUGCACAGUUAGGAGUUUUGUUAACAUACUUGGCAUUUUUAAAGAAGUUUCGUGGGUCGUUACACGGGUUAUUAAAAUCCUGUGUGCCGAGCUGCUUUUGUCAGUCAUGAAGGAAACGAGCCAAGCCGGUGACCAGGAAUUCUGCGGCUGGUGGCUUCGGGGAGCUCCCGCUGGCCCCGUGAUACCCGAGGGCCCGCCUGGGUCCAGGGGGGGCCUGGAUGCAGGAGCCGCAGGCGCUGCACGGAGCAGCAGGGCUGCAGGUUUGCUCCCCUCCCGGGGCUGGUGGGCCCUGACCCCGUGGGCAAGUCCACGCGUGUCUGUGUGUGUGCGUGCACGUGUGUUUUAAAGUGGGCCGUGUUGUUCAGGCAACGUAACACGUUAUGGGCGGGUGCCACAGACAAGCUAUUUUUUAGAAACCGAGUUUCAGGGAAGAGGGGAGAGCUGCGCGGGGUCCUCCCUCCCGUGGGGUUUACUGUGAAUGUACUGCAUAUGGAGAAUAUCUCAAUCCAAAGAACAAUCAUUCCUGUGUGGUCUUCUGUCGCCCUCCUGUUUUAAUUUUCUUUUUAAAUCUUGAGUGCGUGAGAGGGCUUUGGCACUGACCUGUCUGGUUCCGGCCAAAUGAGCAGCGUGUAAACGGCCCCUCCGUGAGAGGAGAGCCGCGUCUGUGGCGGCCUGGUACCUGCAGCCUGACGCUCGCGCAGCUGGCCGUGCAGGGGGCGCGCGCGGGGCCCUGAGGAGGUGGGGGGGCCGCGAGGCAGGAGCCCCCGGGCCCCGUGGCCUCGCUUGCAGACAGUAUUCAGGAUGGCCACAGCUUGUUGGAUUUUUCAGUUUUUACCUUUUUGGGGUAUCAUUUUGUUUCUUUACCCACGUCACAAGCGAUAAAACAGGACCCUUGGUGCAGAGCUUAAAAUUACGCCAGAAAGCAAGCGGCUCCCCUCCCUGGGGACUCGCCUUAACCUCGCCUGGUCUGUCGGCGUUUCGCGGGACUGAGGAGGAAAAGCCAUCUCUGACAAGGCCUGGGGGGGGCCCUGAGCCCACGUCCCACGCUGAGAAGAGUGGGCGUCUCCCUCCUGGUCUCCACGCCUCUUUGCUCACCUGUGAGCUGUUUUGCUUUCGUUUGCAUUAACCCGUCCCCUGUCCUGAUGAGGGUUUCGACCACUGCUGGCGCAGAGCCACAAAGGGCCCACUGGACAACAGUCUAGCUGAGUACGCGGGCUGUGGGAUGGGUGUGAAAUGGACUCGGUCACUGCAGAAAAGUGGGCUGUGACGGGGGGGGGGGGGCGCUGAAUCGCAGCCGGAGGACUAACAGAACAGGAGACUGAUGGGUUUCCCGAGACCGUUCUGCAGUAUCCGUCAUCUGGGUUGGACGUGUGUACUGGGCUUCAAUGUGAGGCUUUUCAUAUGUAUAUCCUGGUUAUCAAUAAAAACAAUUAUCGAAGUGGUUGAAUCCUGUGAGACUUGGCAAAUAUGUGCAAAUCAAGUAUACUUGACUUUUCAACCUCUUCUUUCAAUGUAACUUUUU